Adineta ricciae is the source of this 3801-nucleotide messenger RNA. Lineage: Eukaryota; Metazoa; Rotifera; Eurotatoria; Adinetida; Adinetidae. The record is from the annotation of a GenBank genome assembly.
AUGGAUGAUGCGUUCGAUCGAAGUAAAAACUUGGAACAACUGGCACUGGUAUGGUUCGACACAGAAAACAUUGUCGAUAAUGAACUUGAAAUAAGAAUGCGUGCAAUAAUUGAUUAUUUUAAAUUUUUUAAUCACGCAGACGAAUGCUACGACUAUCUCAGAAGUACCCAUCAAGCCAAAUUAUUCAUUAUUAUUUCAUCAAAUUAUAACAAAAUAGAUCAGAUACGACAUUUUCUUACAACUGUUCAUCAAUUCAAACACGUACAUGCAGUGUAUGUGUAUCUAACCGAUGAGAAUAACGAACGUGAAAUGGACAUGGAUUACCCUAAGGUAUGUGGCGUAUACAUGGAGCUGCAAAAAUUGGUAAGCGAAUUGGGUGAAAAAGUAGCAACGUUGACCAAGUAUGCAAAUAUGCUCUUUGAAUGCUCGACAGGCGGCACUACAACAUCUUAUAUUGGUAUCAAUGAAAUGUGGUACCAACGGUCAAUUGAUAUUGCACUUUCACUACCAAUUAGUAAUAACGAUCGACAAACAUUAAUCGAUAAGUGCAGAAUGUAUUAUAAAGGUAAUACCAUGACUGAAGAAAUUAUCGACGAAUUUGAGAAGACUUAUGAUCCAGACAAAGCUAUUUGGUGGUACACGCGAAAUUGCUUUUUAUACCGUAUUCUGAACGGAGUCUUAAGACAGAAAAAUAUGGAAGCAGCACUUUACUUUCGCUUCUAUCUAUUGGAUAUUUGCAAACAAUUAAAAUCAGUGCAGGAGGAAUACUUAGAAUAUUUCGAUGAUAGGCCUCUAUUGAAAACUUAUCGCGGUCAAUUGAUGACACGUGAAGAAGUGAUUUAUCUUGAAAAAUUCGCCGGUUUUACAUAUUCUAUAAAUAGUCUUCUGUCGACGACUACUAAUCGGUCAACUGCGCUAAUAUUUUCUGGUAUCACCGGCUCGGCAACACCACGUAGCGAUGGCUAUAUUUCAGUCUUGUUUGAAAUAGAAGCCGAUACCCGUUUAUUACAAAAACCAUUUGCAUAUAUUGGUCACUUGAGCUAUUUUGGUUCCAACGAAGACGAAGUUUUGUUUAUGAUAGGCGCCAUGUUACUCUUAACGGCAACCCAAUACGACGAACAACAAAAUUUACAUAUAUUCAAAUUCUCCUUGAUUAGUUAUAAAGAUUUAACAUACCCUAAUCCUCAACUUCCAUCAGCAAUCUCAAUCGAGUCAAAAUUCAUAAACAUUGGCUAUUUAAUACAAAGAUCAUAUUUACACGAAUCUCAUGCUGCGAAAUACUAUAACAGCUUACUAAAUGAUUUCCUUGGAGAUAGUCAAAACACCUGUGCUUGUUACAUUGGCUUGGGUUGGAUUGCAUGUGAAAAUGAUAAGUAUGACCUAGCUUUGAAAUAUCAAACAACAGCAUUGCAACUAUACGACCAAGCGCGACUGUCGUCGACUGAUCUUCUACUGAAUAUAUACAAUUGUCUUGGAGCAAUUAAUCGGAAAGAGAAUAAUUACGAACAGGCAAUGGAUUUUUACAUUAAAGCAGAGCAAUACAAUAACGUACAAUGUAUUGAUCGUCAAUGGAUCAAUCUUGAUGAAUUUCGAAAUGUUAGUUCAAUUCAUAUGGCGGCGAUUUAUAAGCUACAACAAAGAUUUGACUUAACAUGGAACAUGUAUCUGAAAACGAUUGAGAAAAUUCCGAACGCUAAAUUGCAUAAAAUGGUGUUUGAAUAUAUUGUGAAAGCUUAUAAUGAUUCUAUAGAAAAUCGAAAACGCUUUCUUGACUAUACCAUACAAUAUCUACCAUCAUUAUAUGAAUUUAUUGUCUAUUCAUACGUGCAUAUCGUCGAGCUGGCUGUUUCGCGUAAAGACUACGAUUUUGCCAUUGAUUGUUUGAAGAAGCUUCUAGAAAUUGAAUCGAAAUCCGGCAAAAGUGCUACACAUAAGAAGCAAUAUCAUUACACUAACGUACCUUUCUUGUAUAAAAAGAUCGGUUGUUUAUAUGAAGAAAAAGGCGAUCUGAAUUCGACAAUAGAAUGGUUUGAGAAAGCGUUUGAGACUGGUAUGAUGUUCUCGCAACUUAUUUCACACAAUUACCUCAUCACACCGCGACAUAUCGCUUUAUUAUACGCAAAGCAAGGAGGCGAAAAAGUUACUUUAGCUAUAGAAUGGCAGAAAAGAUUCAUCGAGAUGUUAUUGAAGGACAAACAUAAUCUUCAAUCAUGUGCUAUGGAACUUGCACUACCCCAAAUCGAAGUGUGUGAUAUCGACAGUGAAUUGUGGCAAAUAAAUUUUCUCCAGCUACGCAUAUCUGAGACGAAACUCUGCUGGAAUGAAGUCGAAGUGCGAUCACACCAUGAAGACGAUGCAAGCACAUAUAAUAACAUGAUUGCUUUGUCUUACUAUGAUAUAGCCAAGCUAUGUGAAAGAUCGGAGGAAGCCAAUCUGUAUUAUAAAAAGUGUGUCUUAUCAUAUCUGAAGAAUGAACUACAGCAUCUUCUUCGGGACGUUAAACCAAUUAGCAUAAAGGCUAUUGAAAGUCAUUUUAGUACUGAACAGGAAGUAGAUGAAAGAUACCGCACGUGCCAUUAUUUGAAUGAAGAAAUACCAAUCCUUUGGACAACCUUACGACAACAAAAUGUAAGCAACGGUUGUAUCAAAUUGAUUCGAACAGAUUCUGGCACGGAUCCGACUAGUGUAAUAGUUAGUGUCCGAGUGCAACUUGAAGUGUUUCCAGAAAAUGAUUACGAACGUCUGAAAAAUUAUUAUGACUCUGACUACCAUAGAUGGAUAAAUAUCGGUAGUAUGAAACAUGUACGAGCGUUUCAUACAGCACUGAAGUUGCCCAAUGGAAAGAUCUUAGUAGUUGGUGGCGAAGGCGAUGGACCUGCAGCUGCUGAAUUAUACAAUCCAUCAACAGGCAAAUGGUCAGCCACUGGAAACAUGAUUUACGCACGAAAUUUGCAUACAGCAUCUGUGUUAAACAAUGGAAAAGUUUUAGUAGUCGCUGGUAGUGGUGAUUCGAAUAGCACUGAAUUAUACGAUCCGUCGACGGGGAAAUGGACCGCAGGUGCCGGUGUGAAAUAUCCUCGACGAAUGCAUACAGCAGUCGUGUUAAACGAUGGUAGAGUUUUGGUGACUGGUGGAAUAGUUGGAGGAGGUACACUUCUAAACACUGCUGAAUUGUACGAUCCAUCCACGGGUAGAUGGACUGUUACUAGUCCAAUGAAUCAAGCACGGAACUGGCAUACAGCUUCCGUAUUGAAUGACGGAAAGGUGUUGAUCGUUGGAGGAAGUAAUGCUGCUGGUGAAUAUGUUGUCAUUACUGAAUUAUAUGAUCCAUCAUCAAACACGUGGACUCCUGCUGACAACUUAAAUUAUCCACGAACUUACCACACAGCAGUUGUAUUAACCGAUGGAAAAGUUUUGAUUAUCGGCGGAUCAGACGAUGAGCAUGGAUUGCUGCAUACCUCUGAAUUGUAUGAUCCAUCGACGGGUCAUUGGACUACGACUGGUGAUUUAAAUGAAGCACGCAUGUUCCCAGGAGCAUGUCUUUUAGCUAACGGACAAGUUCUGGUCAUUGGUGGGCAGGCAAACAACGCUACACCGAUGAACACUGCCGAAUUAUACGAUCCAUCGACAGGUACAUGGACAUUGACUAGCAAGUUAAAUCACGCACGUGAUGGACACACAAUAUCUGUAUUAAAUAACGGUAGAGUAUUAGUCACUGGUGGUUAUGGAAAUAAACUGCAAAGUAGUGCUGAGCUCUACAUCCCACACACGAAAGAUGAUCAAGAUCGAACGGAACUAUGA